Cucumis melo (muskmelon) is the source of this 1941-nucleotide messenger RNA. Its product is annotated as DUF21 domain-containing protein At5g52790. Gene Ontology annotation, cellular component: intracellular membrane-bounded organelle. The record is from RefSeq and is a predicted model, not a curated record. Gene Ontology annotation, biological process: magnesium ion homeostasis. The transcript is spliced from 13 exons. Lineage: Eukaryota; Viridiplantae; Streptophyta; Magnoliopsida; Cucurbitales; Cucurbitaceae. The coding region runs from base 184 to 1686 and encodes 500 amino acids.
UGUCCGUUGGCCCUCUCGAUUCCUGUUCUAUUUAAUCACUUCAUUGUGUUCUUAGCCAUUUCAAUCUGUAGCCACGAUUUUAAUCUUGUUUGUUUACCUCAAAUCUCCCUUUGUUUUAGGCCAUUUGAAGCCAAAGUUUUGAACUCCAAAGAGCUUUAAUUUGUAUUAACAAAUAAAGAGAACAUGGCUGCAAAUGAUGUUCCGUGCUGUGAGCCAAGGUUCUGGAUGUAUCUUUUGAUAUGCGUAGGGUUGGUUGCUUUUGCUGGUCUUAUGUCGGGGCUUACGCUCGGACUUAUGUCGCUUAGCUUGGUUGAUCUUGAGGUUCUUGCCACAUCUGGCAGGCCUGACGACCAAAAAAAUGCCGCUAAAAUUCUGCCCAUAGUAAAGAACCAGCAUUUGCUUCUUUGCACACUGCUCAUAAGCAAUGCUAUGGCAAUGGAGGCCCUGCCUAUCUUCAUUGAUGCACUUCUCCCAGCUUGGGGUGCAAUUGUGAUAUCAGUCACUCUCAUACUAACUUUUGGAGAGAUUAUUCCUCAAGCUAUAUGUUCAAGGUAUGGGCUGAGUGUUGGCGCUAAGCUGUCCGUCGUUGUUCGGGUGCUUCUCUUAGUCCUCUUUCCUUUGUCUUACCCCAUCAGUAAGUUAUUAGAUUGGCUUCUGGGCAAAGGGCAUUUUGCACUUCUAAGAAGGGCAGAGCUCAAGACAUUUGUGGAUAUGCAUGGAAACAAGGCAGGGAAAGGUGGAGAAUUGACUCAAGAAGAAACUGCCAUAAUCACUGGAGCUUUGGACAUGACACUCAAAACUGCCAGAGAUGCUAUGACUCCAUUAACCAAAUUGUUCUCACUUGAUAUAAAUUCCAAACUUAACGAGAAAACCAUGGAGCUGAUUUUAAGAAAAGGACAUAGUCGAGUGCCAAUAUACUCGGGACAUCCAACUAAUAUCAUUGGUAUUAUUUUGGUUAAAAAUCUGAUCAAAUUUAAUCCAGAGGAGGAAACUCCCAUCAGAAAUCUCACCAUCAGAAAAGUUCCAAGGGUACGUGAGAACUUACCUUUGUAUGACAUUUUGAAUCAGUUUCAACAAGGACAUAGUCAUAUGGCUGUUGUCAUAAAGAGUCAUAAUGAAACCAAAGAGCCUGCAGAUUCUAACAAACUAGAACUCGAAACCGCGACACCGGUAACCGAGAUGGAGUUGGGGCAUAUUAAGCUGCAAAUAAGGAAUAUUUGCUCUAAUGGUUGUAGUGAUACUGAUGGAAAAUCAACGCCAGAUUUUGAUGAAGAUGUUAUUGGUAUCAUAACAUUAGAGGAUGUCAUGGAAGAACUUUUACAGGAAGAGAUAUUGGAUGAAACUGAUGAAUAUGUUGCUGUCCACAACAAGCUGAAAGUGAACAUGAAAGUAAGGAGAUCAACAUCGGAAUCACCAGGAGGACCUCAUCUGCAAUGGAUAUCACCAGUGGCAUCCCCAUUAUCUUCAUACCAUCAUUCUCCACUUUCUUCUUCAUACAAUCAUUCACCAAUUCUUCAUUCUCCAAUUCCUCCACAUAUUCACUCCCCAUUUAAUCCACCAUCCCUCUCUUCUUCCCCUAGAAAUUACUUUCACUCUUCUCCAACUCCAUGCUCUGUUCCUUCUCUUUCUGCUUCACCUUCUUCUCAUAAGAUCUCAAGGAAAUCCUAUGAGAAGCUGAAAAAUUAGCCAGAUGGAUCAUAGAGUGAUUUUAUUAUUUGGUGCAAUGUAUGCAUAUGAUAUGUAAUUGAAAAGCAUUAUACAUCAGUGUGCAUAUUUCUCAUGAUAUAUCAAAGAUACUUGUGUUUAGGGAUGACCUUAUGAAACUCCCUUGUUUCUUAAUUGGGUUUAAAUGGCUAGGAAAGCAAGUGGCUAGAAUUGAAAUGAACUUCUAUAUAUACAAAAUGAUAAUAAUAUAUUGAUUGUUACACAAGUUAAUACCAA